AUUCGUUAACGGCUCGAAGCGGUUGUGUAUUUCGGCGGGCUGACUGUCGUCUCGGGACAAAUUUGAAAACUUGUUUUUGUGUUACAUUUAUAAGACACUCCCCAGGCCUACAUAUACAUGUUAGCGACCCGUAAUUGCAGGCCCGUACAUUUUUAUAGUCAUUGAAACCGACGCGAUUACGACAAUGUCUAGCAAUCAAGCGAGUUCGGUGUUGGUGUUUUUUGUGAAUGGAAAAAAGGUGAUUGAACCUAAUCCGGAUCCGGAAUGUACUCUACUUACCUACCUUCGUGACAAACUGCGGUUGUGUGGCACCAAGCUAGGAUGUGCAGAGGGCGGAUGCGGUGCCUGUACCGUAAUGGUGUCACGCCUGGAGCGUUCUGACAACAAGAUCCGUCACCUGGCGGUUAACGCCUGCCUCACGCCCGUGUGUGCCAUGCACGGCUGUUCAGUGACGACGGUGGAGGGCAUUGGAAGCACCAAGACACGCCUGCAUCCGGUCCAAGAGCGCCUGGCCAAGGCACAUGGUUCGCAAUGUGGUUUCUGCACUCCAGGAAUCGUGAUGUCCAUGUACGCGCUCCUGCGCAAUGCGGAGCAACCGUCCAUGCGGGAUCUGGAGGUGGCGUUCCAGGGCAACUUGUGCCGCUGCACUGGCUACCGGCCGAUCCUGGAGGGCUACAAGACCUUCACCAAGGAGUUUGCCUGCGGGAUGGGCGACAAGUGCUGCAAGGUUAAUGGCAAGGGAUGUGGAUCCGAUUCGACUACGGAUGACAAGUUGUUUGAGCGCAGCGAGUUUCAGCCAUUAGAUCCCAGUCAGGAACCGAUCUUCCCACCGGAACUUCAGCUGAGUGAGGCCUACGACUCUGAGAGCUUAGUCUUCAGAUCACAGAGGGUGACCUGGUUUCGCCCAACCACUCUGAAAGAGCUUCUCCAGCUUAAGGCUCAGCAUCCUUCGGCUAAAGUGGUAGUGGGAAACACUGAGGUGGGCGUGGAGGUCAAGUUCAAGCACUUCCUCUAUCCAUAUCUGAUCAAUCCCACUCAGGUGAAGGAAUUGCUUGAGGUGCGAGAGUCUCAGGACGGUAUCUACUUCGGUGCCGCUGUCAGUCUGAUGGAGAUCGAUGCUCUCCUCAGAGAGAAGAUCCAGCAGUUGCCAGAGACAAGCACGCGUCUCUUCCAGUGCACCGUCGACAUGCUCCACUACUUCGCCGGCAAGCAGAUCCGUAAUGUAGCCUGCCUGGGUGGCAACAUAAUGACCGGCAGUCCCAUUUCCGACAUGAAUCCUGUGCUUUCAGCGGCGGGGGCCCGACUUGAGGUUGCAAGCUUUGUGGAUGGCAAGCUACGAAAGAGAAUAGUUCACAUGGGAGAGGGUUUCUUCACAGGAUAUCGACGGAAUGUGAUAGAACCCCAAGAGGUUCUCCUGGGCAUUCACUUCCAAAAGACUACGCCCGAUCAGCAUAUGGUGGCCUUCAAGCAGGCCAGGCGAAGGGACGACGACAUAGCCAUAGUGAAUGCUGCUGUAAAUGUCCGUUUCGAGGAGAAGUCCAAUGUGGUGGCGGAGAUAUCAAUGGCCUUUGGUGGCAUGGCGCCUACCACGGUGCUAGCCCCCAAGACCUCUCAGUUGAUGGCUGGACAAGAGUGGAACCACCAGUUAGUGGAGCGAGUGGCUGAGAGUCUGUGCACGGAGCUGCCCCUGGCUGCUUCUGCUCCUGGCGGCAUGAUUGCCUAUCGUCGGGCAUUGGUAGUGAGCUUGUUUUUCAAGGCCUUCCUGGCCAUUAGUCGGAAGUUGAUUGAUGCUGGGGUCAUUUCCUCGUCAGCCUUGUCGUCGGAGGAGCAGAGCGGUGCCGAUCUUUUCCACACUCCCGUCCUCAAGAGUGCCCAGCUCUUUGAACGGGUUUGCAGUGACCAGCCCGUCUGCGAUCCCAUUGGCAGACCCAAGAUCCAUGCUGCCGCUCUGAAACAGGCCACUGGAGAGGCCAUCUACACGGACGACAUACCCCGCAUGGAGGGUGAGUUGUAUCUGGCAUUUGUCCUGAGCACUAAAGCGAGAGCUAAGAUAACCAAGCUCGACGCCAGCGAAGCCCUAGCCUUGGAAGGAGUCCACCAGUUCUUCUCCCAUAAAGAUCUAACGGAGCACGAGAACGAAGUGGGCCCCGUGUUCCACGACGAGCAUGUCUUUGCCGCUGGCGAAGUCCACUGCUAUGGCCAGAUUAUAGGCGCCAUUGCGGCGGAUAACAAGGCGCUGGCCCAACGAGCUGCUCGAAUGGUAAAAGUAGAGUACGAGGAACUGACGCCAGUGAUCGUGACCAUCGAGCAGGCUAUCGAGCAUGGAUCCUACUUUCCGGAUUAUCCGCGGUUCGUCACCAAGGGUAACGUGGAGGAGGCGUUGGCCCAGGCGGAACACACCUUUGAAGGCAGCUGUCGCAUGGGCGGACAGGAGCAUUUUUACCUAGAAACCCACGCUGCUGUGGCUAUUCCUCGGGACAGUGACGAACUGGAACUCUUCUGCUCCACUCAGCAUCCUUCGGAAGUGCAAAAGUUGGUGGCUCACGUAACGUCGCUUUCAGCCAACCGGAUUGUGUGCCGAGCCAAGCGAUUGGGAGGAGGUUUCGGUGGCAAGGAGUCCCGGGGCAUUUCGGUAGCACUUCCAGUGGCUUUGGCCGCCUACAGGACAGGCCGUCCCGUACGCUGUAUGCUGGAUCGGGAUGAGGACAUGCUGAUAACAGGUACCCGACAUCCGUUCCUGUUUAAAUAUAGGGUGGGCUUCACCAAGGAGGGUCUGAUUACGGCCUGCGACAUUGAGUGCUAUAACAACGCUGGCUGGUCCAUGGAUUUGUCCUUUUCGGUCCUGGAACGCGCCAUGUACCACUUCGAGAACUGUUACCGAAUUCCCAAUGUCCGAGUGGGUGGCUGGGUGUGCAAGACGAACCUUCCAUCUAAUACGGCUUUCCGAGGCUUCGGCGGUCCGCAGGGAAUGUACGCCGGCGAGCACAUCAUCCGGGAUGUGGCUCGGAUCGUUGGUCGCGAUGUGCUGGAUGUGAUGCGUUUAAAUUUCUACAAGACGGGUGACUACACGCAUUACAACCAGCAGCUGGAGCACUUCCCCAUCGAACGUUGUCUGGAGGAUUGCCUCCAGCAGUCGCGGUACACCGAGCGGUGUAAGGAAAUAGCCAACUUUAAUGCGAAGAAUCGGUGGCGCAAACGCGGAAUAGCCGUGGUGCCCACCAAGUACGGCAUUGCCUUUGGGGUUAUGCACUUGAACCAAGGCGGUUCCCUGAUCAACAUCUAUGGCGAUGGGUCCGUGCUGCUUUCGCACGGCGGGGUUGAAAUUGGCCAAGGCCUAAACACGAAGAUGAUUCAGUGCGCUGCCCGGGCCCUUGGAAUCCCCGUGGAACUGAUUCACAUAGCGGAGACGGCCACCGAUAAAGUACCGAAUACCUCGCCCACGGCGGCAAGUGUGGGAUCGGAUAUCAAUGGUAUGGCUGUGCUGGAUGCCUGCGAGAAGUUGAACAAGCGGCUAGCUCCCAUCAAAGAGGCACUGCCUGGAGGCACCUGGAAGGAGUGGAUCAAUAAGGCGUAUUUCGACCGGGUUAGUCUCUCGGCCACCGGGUUCUAUGCCAUGCCAGGAAUUGGUUACCAUCCCGAAACGAAUCCCAAUGCCCGCACCUAUAGCUACUACACGAACGGCGUGGGCGUCAGUGUGGUGGAGAUCGAUUGUCUGACCGGGGACCAUCAGGUGCUCAGCACGGACAUUGUAAUGGACAUCGGGUCGAGUUUAAAUCCGGCCAUAGACAUUGGACAGAUCGAGGGAGCAUUCAUGCAGGGCUAUGGACUUUUUACGCUGGAGGAGCUCAUGUACUCGCCGCAGGGCAUGCUUUACUCCAGAGGCCCGGGCAUGUACAAGCUGCCCGGAUUUGCUGACAUACCCGGCGAGUUCAAUGUUAGCCUGCUGACCGGAGCACCCAAUCCCAGAGCGGUUUAUUCCUCCAAGGCCGUGGGCGAACCACCCCUCUUCAUAGGGUCCUCUGUCUUCUUUGCCAUUAAGGAGGCCAUUGCAGCCGCUCGCAAGGAUCAGGGUUUGACUGGUGACUUCUACUUGGAAGCUCCCUCUACCUCGGCCCGCAUUCGCAUGGCUUGCCAGGAUAAAUUCACCAAUUUGCUUGAAGUCCCUGAGGCAGGAACGUUUACUCCCUGGAACAUUGUGCCCUAGAACAAGUUUUUCUGUUUUUGACUAUUGUUAAAUGAUGCUAAAUAUAAUCUGAAAGAAAAUGCUACUGUUAAAAAAAGAAAUAUUUGUACCCUUUUUUAAGAAAGUAAAUGUGCCAAAGUGUGACAACAUACUUAGCUAAAAAAUUAAAA
Molecule: messenger RNA, 4353 nt
Organism: Drosophila kikkawai
Lineage: Eukaryota; Metazoa; Arthropoda; Insecta; Diptera; Drosophilidae
Gene: ry
Product: xanthine dehydrogenase rosy
Molecular function (GO): 2 iron, 2 sulfur cluster binding; iron ion binding; xanthine dehydrogenase activity
Source: RefSeq, a predicted model, not a curated record